UAAUGCUCUUAUCUCCCAUUAAAGGUUGGCGCCUUGGAGGGUUUAUCUAGGGUUUUUCAAGGAUACCUUUAAUGGCGGAAAAAGAGGGAAAGCCAAGAACUCCGCCAUUAAUGUCACAUCAGAGAAGCUAACAAUGCUGUUACCUUCAAUUACACCAACAAUGUCACUCGCACUCUUUCCUUCAUCUUCUUCGACCUUCCCUAGAUUUCCCCUUCUUCACCACACUACUCAUUUCUCUCUCCACCUUCCCUUUCAUCAAUGUCGCAAGCCUCUUUCUCUCUCCAAUUACUCCCUCCAUUACCGAUAUCCUCAACCUCGACCUCCAUCAGUUUCUUCCUCAAGCGCAGGCGAAAGCGGCGAAUUGGCGGCGGAGGAGAGAGAGUUACUGGAGGGGAUUGCUGAAAUUGUAGCUGAAGCUGGGGUUUCAGGAUCGGAAUCGGUCUGGAUUGCGGCGAAUUCGCCGCAGUAUGCGAAGAUGUUGAGGGAGAGUGUUAGAGAGUUGGAUGAGCUUUCACUGUGGAAUUCAUGGAUGAAGGAUGGGAAAAUGGAAAUGACGCAUACGCCCUUGUUGUUGAAGGAGAAGGUGAAGUACAUUGCGAGGGAGAAGGGUGAUUAUGGGAAAAUACCUUAUUUGGAGAGUAUUGGGUUGAACUUCUCUUCUUCUGUUCAUCUUGCUCGGCUUCUGUCAUCAGAAUCUCUACCCUCUCUUAUUCUCAAGGUUAAGUAUGUGAAGGAAAUCUUCUUUUCUGGCAGUGAUGAUGAAAGGGUAGCUGGUAAGCUUGCCCGUUGUAUGAUGCACCACCUGUCAAUUUCAGUAGAUGAGGACGUGCAACAAACUUUAUCAUUCUUUGAGAAGAUUGAAGCGAGACGUGGUGGUUUGGGUAUGUUAGGAUCCUGUGAUGCUUCUUUUAAGUAUCUCAUUGAGUCGUUUCCUCGCCUUCUUCUUCUAUCAGUAGAAUCAAAUAUGAAACCGAUUGUCAAAUUCUUUGAGAAUGUUGGAGUUCCAAGAAAGCGCAUGGGAAAUGUUUUACUAUUGUUUCCCCCACUUCUCUUCCGUGAACUUGAAGAACAAAUCAGAGCUGGAUCAUGGCCGUUUAAGAUGGUUGGAGCAUUGGACAAAAAGUUUGGUAGGAUGUUGGUGAAAUAUCCUUGGGUGCUGUCAACAGGCAUUCUGAAAAACUACAAAGAUAUUUUGGGUUUCUUUGAAGCAGAGAAGGUACCAAAAUUCAGCAUAGAGCGAGCAAUUCUGGACUGGCCACUUCUGCUGGGCUGUUCAUCUGGCAAGCUAAAGCCAAUGGUAGAACAGCUCGAUAACCUAGGUGUGAGAACCACAAAACUGGGCAAGGUUAUAGCUACUAGUCCUCAGCUUUUACUGCAGAGACCCGAGGAUUUCCGUAAGGUGGUUACUUUUCUGCAAGGUUUGGGAUUUGACAACGAUGGCAUUGGUAAGAUCCUAGCUCGUUGCCCUGAAAUUUUCGCAACAAGAAGCGAAAAUACCCUUCAGCAGAAGCUUGAAUUCUUGACUAGCUUGGGCAUUUUGAAACAAGAAGUCCCUCGGGUUAUAAAGAAAUACCCUGAGUUUUUUGUAUCAGACAUUGAUCGAACUGUCGUGCCAAGACUGAGGUACUUGAUGAAGUGCGGGUUAACAGAGAGAAAUGUCGCUUCAAUGAUUGUACGAUUCUCUCCUCUGCUUGGCUACAGCAUUGAAGAAGUCUUGAGACCAAAGUUGGAGUUCCUAGUCAACACCAUGGGCAAGUCAGUGAAGGAGGUUUUGUACUACCCCAGAUACUUCAGUUACUCAUUGGAGAAGAAAAUAAAACCGAGGGUUUUUGUGCUAAGAAGCAGGAAUAUUGACUGUAGUUUGAAAGAUAUGUUAGCCAAAAAUGAUGAUGAAUUCGCCACGGAUUAUUUGGGCCUUGGUAGAAUGCAUGUUUCUGCUAGGUAAAACUUCGAGUUCUGAUGUAUAAAUAUCUUUUGUCCUAAGUUGCUCUCGUAGGUUAGAACUACAGUAGUACUGUACAUAACACUGUCAGGCCCUUGUGAAUAUACUACUAUAAUGAAUCAAAAUUUUGGAUAA
This is a messenger RNA of Spinacia oleracea (spinach), 2077 nucleotides long. RefSeq names its product transcription termination factor MTERF6, chloroplastic/mitochondrial. Gene Ontology annotation, biological process: regulation of DNA-templated transcription. The coding region runs from base 134 to 1945 and encodes 603 amino acids. NCBI's taxonomy places the organism in Eukaryota, Viridiplantae, Streptophyta, Magnoliopsida, Caryophyllales, Amaranthaceae. The transcript is spliced from 7 exons. Gene Ontology annotation, molecular function: double-stranded DNA binding. The record is from RefSeq and is a predicted model, not a curated record.